Molecule: messenger RNA, 2000 nt
Organism: Salvia splendens (bonfire salvia)
Lineage: Eukaryota; Viridiplantae; Streptophyta; Magnoliopsida; Lamiales; Lamiaceae
Product: nicotinate phosphoribosyltransferase 2
Exons: 15
Coding region: 145-1791 (548 amino acids)
Biological process (GO): NAD+ biosynthetic process via the salvage pathway
Cellular component (GO): cytosol
Molecular function (GO): nicotinate phosphoribosyltransferase activity
Source: RefSeq, a predicted model, not a curated record
UCAAAGAGUGUGCUGCUGUGUGCCGCUCAGCUCAUCGUUUGUAACGAGUAGCAGCCGCCUUUUGAUGCGCAUAUACCCGCGCCUCUCUCUACACAUAUACCUCUACCAAUUAACCUUUCUCCAAUACAAUUUUGCCUCAAAUCAAUGGCCGCCGCGAUUGAUGGCCCCACCAAUCCCAUGGUCACACCUCUCCUCACUGAUCUCUACCAGUUCACCAUGGCCUAUGCCUACUGGAAAUCCGCCAAACACAACGACCGCGCUGUGUUUGACUUGUACUUUCGGAAGAACCCCUUUGGUGGGGAAUACACAGUUUUUGCUGGCCUAGAAGAAUGUAUAAAGUUAAUUGCUAACUUUAGAUUCACAGAGGAUGAGAUUUCUUUCAUACAGGCCUCUUUACCCUCAUCCUGCGAGGUUGGCUUCUAUGACUACCUUCGGCAAAUUGAUUGUUCUGAUGUGGAGAUACAUGCGAUCUCUGAGGGAUCUGUUGUGUUUCCAAAGAUUCCAUUGAUGAGGAUUGAAGGCCCAGUAGCUGUGGUUCAAUUGCUUGAAACACCACUUGUCAAUCUUAUUAACUAUGCAUCAUUGGUUGCUACUAAUGCGGCAAGGCAUCGUUUUGUUGCUGGAAAAUCCAAACUUCUUUUAGAAUUUGGGCUGCGGCGGGCCCAGGGACCUGAUGGGGGUAUUGGGGCAUCAAAGUAUUGUUACAUGGGUGGAUUCGAUGCUACCAGCAAUGUUGCUGCUGGAAAAUUAUUUGGAAUACCACUCCGUGGAACUCAUUCCCACGCCUUUGUCAGCUCAUUUAUGAGUUCUGAUGAGAUCACUGAGAAGUCACUCAAGAAUUCUGAUGGUUCAAAUGUUUGUGAGGACUUUGUCAGUUUGGUGCAGGCAUGGUUAAUCAAAUUAGAGCGCUCGCAGUUAUUAGGUGGGAUUUUUGGUGAAACUAAUCAAAGUGAAUUAGUUGCUUUUAUCUCAUAUGCCCUUGCAUUCCCGAAGAAUUUUUUGGCUCUUGUGGACACUUAUGAUGUUAUGCGAAGUGGCAUUCCUAAUUUCUGUGCAGUUUCUCUAGCUCUAUAUGACUUAGGUUAUAAGGCAUUAGGUGUUAGAUUGGAUUCCGGAGAUCUUGCCUACCUGUCAUGUGAAAGUAGGAAAUUCUUUCAGGCUAUAGAGAAGGAAUUCAAGGUCACUGAUUUUGGGAAGACAGGCAUUACAGCAAGCAACGAUCUCAACGAAGAAACUUUGGAUGCCUUAAAUAAACAGGGUCAUGAAAUUGAUGCGUUUGGAAUCGGAACUCAUUUGGUAACAUGCUACGCUCAACCUGCCCUUGGUGUUGUAUUCAAGUUGGUUGAAAUAAACAACCAGCCUCGCAUCAAGCUCUCUGAAGAUGUUUCAAAGGUCUCUAUUCCAUGCAAAAAGAGGUGCUACAGAUUAUAUGGGAAGGAAGGUUAUCCUCUUGUGGACAUUAUGACUGGGGAAAAUGAACCACCCCCGAAGGUGGGUGUACGGAUAUUGUGUCGUCAUCCAUUCAAUGAAUCCAAGAGAGCAUACGUGGUUCCACAGCGUGUAGAGGAGCUGUUGAAGUGUUUUUGGCCUGGUAGAUCAGGAAUAUAUACAGAAGAAUUACUGCCUCUUAAAGCAAUUAGAGAACGGUGCAUCAACCAACUAGGCCAAAUGCGAUCUGAUCACAUGAGGAGGUUGAACCCGACACCAUACAAGGUUAGUGUGAGUGCAAAACUAUAUGACUUCAUACAUUUCCUGUGGCUGAACGAAGCGCCCGUGGGAGAGUUGCAAUGAUUAUUGCAAUGCCUCAACUCACCAUAUUUUUACAUUCACAAAGUGGGAAAUCGAAGCAGAUAUGCCUUUCUUUCAUUUUUGUAUGUAUGUAAAUCUGGUUGUGUGUUGUAAUUGCUGCAGCAGAAGUUGCAAAUAUGAUGCAUGUUCUUUAUAUUCCUGUCGGUAUGAACAAAUCAAAUUCCUCAAUAAAAUUGGUUGACUUGCAUUCC